AUGAAGUCGUCCGCGACACCGCCUAAGGACGAGACAUCAUCGACGUCAGCAGAUGACUCCUCCGAGCACGAAACAGAAGAGACCGAGCCUACCCCUACAGGAGCCCCGUCACGGCCCUCGGUCUCUGCGACGCAGGCGUUAUCAUCGACUGGUAGACCGCUGUUGGUGAGAUCGCCGCCCGGGAGGCUCUCGGAGAUCAGUCGCAGCCCAGAAACAGAGGGAGGGCAGGGCAAUGCCACAGACAGCAGUGUCGAGGUGGAGCUGGGACCAAGCGAUGGCACAAAACACAACGAACGCAGUGGCAAGGCCGGCGCGAGCAUCAGAAGCAGCGCAUCGAAAGGCAAAGGGAUCGUGCAGGUUCCACCGCACGGAGAUCUGGAGCAGAUAAAAGCUGCGCUGAACACUAAGAUACUGUCUGAGACUCGCGCACGCCGCAGCUACGGUUCCAGCUCUGGCGCGCGAGAUGAGAAGAAGCGGGUGUCGCCGAUCAAGGAGGAGGAAGGCGCCACACCUCCCAGAUCCAUCGUGGGGAUGUUUACAGGACCACAGGAGCCGGUGCGCACCGCAUCAACAGUCUCUACGGAGUCGACCGAGAGCAAUCGAACCAUACGAGGCAGUGUGCCUGCUACUCCUGCUGGUCAACCGUUACGCACGCCAUCUUACCCGUUCCCAUACGUCCCAGGGACGCCCCGAACAUGGUCGAACUCCUUUCACCAGCCUUUCACUGCGCUAUCACCGACUGUCAGCAACCAGACUGCCGGUGACGGGCACACCACUCCUGGAAGGUCCAGCCAUGGAGACAUUGCCUCUGGGGGUAGUACGCCCGCUGCAAAUAGUGCUCUCAUGCCUGGUAUCCAGCAUGGAAGUGAGGACCCUCGCUUUCCGACUCCCAAUUUGUACGAUCUGGUGCUUCACCUCAACUGCGAGCCAGGUUUGGAACAGUGGUGGGCGACUGUAACGAAUAUCCUGCAUGAUCAUUUCAAGGCCGAGCGAGCCACUCUGGUGCAACCCGUCGAUCCAACAGAUAUCGAGAAUGUACCAUGGGGACAGAAGGCUACAUUUAGUAUGUUUGGACAAGAAGAGUUUGUCCCUCAUCGUACUGUCUUGGAGCAGACAUAUGCAGCUCAAGUUUCCGGCCUGCGAAGACCGGAACUCGUUAUGCGCGAACCUUCUUCGGAAGCCGUCAUGGACGACACACUGCAGAAAUUGCAUCCAGAGCGGUUGCGACCACGCUUGGAAUCGCGCCAUUCUUAUGCAGGCCAUGGGAGGGAAGUUCGCGAUGUACUAAGUACCCUCAAUGAACCGAGUCAACGAACGCGACCAGGAGGACCUCAGCGUACCGUCACCCACGCAGCUGGCGUCAAUACCAAUCGAGCGCUUCCCAAACGAAUGUCAUCUGUCAGCAGCAAUCGACACGGCUCUUUGAGCGACCCGGACUUUAGCAGUGUGGGAAUAAAUGACGGACCUCAUGCCGAAAUCUUCACUAAUCUUCGAGCCCUGGACCAUGAAUCUCAUCCGCUGAUUGAGCCUGGGGGCGUCAAUCGUGUCCUCGAUCGAGGGCGGAUCGUUACCGUGACCAGAGACUAUGUGUCCGACCCUAAGACCCACCCGGCAUCGCACUCCGCCCCAGAAGCAUCAUCGUCUGUAUUUGAACAGCACCGCAGCACAUUCCUUCCCGAAAGUGCUGCUGGGAUUCGCCGAGGCUAUGAGGAGUAUGAGCAGCAUCCUGCCUCCCCGUGGGCUCAGUCGCCUGCACCAUCUCCAGCGAUUCAGUCGGACGAAGAGUCCAAUCCUUUCUUCACAUCAGACGAUGCGCAGGUGGACGACUCCUUCAAUGACGCUGCCAGUCCAAAGGACUAUUCUCAGUUCGGCCAGGUCGAGGCUAUCGGCGUGGAUCGUGCCAGUACUGUGAUUCACAUUCCUUUGGUACACCCUACCCUGUCACAGCCGAUGCAGUCUUUGCGAAUGACACCUCAAUCAAAGGAUAAAUCGAACAGACUACAUCGGAGCAAUACUGUUGACCUGGGCAGGAAGGCUCCAAUCGCUGUUCUGUCGGUACUGACAUCAACCGUACCCUAUCCGACUAACCUUGCGCAGGCGCUCAAGCUGCUUGGACCUCAUCUAGCGACAUCCUUUGCAACAGCGCAGCAAUUCUCAGCGACUCAUGUACAAAAUGUAAACAUUCGACAUCGUCGAACAGCGAGUGGUCAUAAUCCUACCACUGCACCCAUGACAAUAGAACCUCGAGGUCUUGAGGAGCUGGCGCAUGCCGAGGUAGAGCAGCCGCCGGGCUCAGCAUCUGGCAGCAUCACAAGUCCGUCAGAAUACUCGGGUAGAUCAAGAGCAAGUCCUUCAGGGUCCUUCGCUGGUACACCGGGUUGGGAUCCCGCAUCUCAUGGUUGGACGGCCAGCAGAUCUGUUGCUGGUACACCAGCGCUAUCAGGUACUGAGAUGGUAGACAACUACUUUGAUGCAAAGAAGCGACCAAGUCAUCGCAGUGGUAGCAAUGCUAGCGCGACGCAGACUCCUGGCAAGUCUUCGAAGAGCGCAGGGAGCAACGAGAGCAAAACGGCAGCGGAUGACGAGUCCAAAACACCUCGAAGCCAGCGCAAGUUGAGGAUCAAUCCAAACGGAAAGGAUGGCAAAGACGACAAGUCGCCAGCACAGCUCCCGACACGAGAGCGCAGUCCGCCCCGCUCCGCAGAUGGACCAUCACCAUCAAGACCGACUAUGCGCCCUGCGACAUCCUCGUUUUCACAGCUCGAAGGCUCCAAGCAACAUUCGUUGCUGCACUCUUACGGCGCCGACAUUUUGUCCUCUUUCGGCGGGUUCACGCCAAUUGAUGCGCCGACUCCAGGGUUUGCUUCAACGCCGGGACCUGGCGCUCACGCUCGCAAGAGCUCAUACCCUGAAGACAUGCCUCCGCCCUCGGAACGCCUACUACGAACCAUAAUAGAUUCAGUACCCGUUCAGAUCUUCACUGCACAGCCGGAGACGGGCUCGCUCAGCUGGGUCAAUUCGAAGUUCCUUAUCUAUCGAGGCCAGGAGCCCCGGGAGGUUCUCAGUGACCCCUGGCAAGCCAUACAUCCUGAUGAUCGCAACGACUUUCUGCCAGCUUGGCAUCGUUCACUUCGUACUAAUCAGCAGCUGCAACAGAAAGUUCGCCUGCAGAGGUUUGACGGUAGCUAUCGGUGGUUUUAUGUCAGAGCAGCACCGCUCAAGGACAAACGACAGAAAGUGGUGCACUGGAUCGGCACCAUGAUGGACUUCCAUGAGCAACAGCUUGCUGAGCACAAUUCAGCCCGCCAACAAGAGACUGCCGCAUCGGAGGCCAAGUACCGUGCGCUGGCUAACUCCAGCCCUCAGAUCGUCUUUGCAGUCAAUAAGAUUAAAGGCGUGACGUUCUGCAACACACAGUGGCUGCAUUACUCGGGGCAGACAGAGUCCCAAGCUCUCGGCGUCGGCUUUAUGGAUCAGGUUCAUCCAGAAGAUCUUGCGAAGUGUAGAUUGCCGACCUUCGAUGGUGAGACCGGCCAGCCGACGAAUGUGCCGACUUCGCUGCCACCAGAACCAAGACGUACUGUUUCCCAGUCGAACGCAUCAUCUAGCGGAUCAUCCGAGACUGAAAGAGCUUUCUCUAGUUCGGAUGACUCUGUGGUCACAUCCCCCAUCGCGCAGAUGCCGCAGCGGAAGCUAUCAGAACUUGCAAGCACAGGCAUCCUGAAGGUUUCUCGCGAUGCCGAUGGUCGACAAUCGUACUCCACAGAGGUCAGGCUCAAGUCAAAGGAUGGCAACUUCAGAUGGCACUUGGUUCGUGUACUACUUGCAGAUCCUCUGCUUGAUCACGAUGAGGGCGAGACCUGGUAUGGUACCUGUACAGACAUCAACGACCACAAGACACUGGAGCGGGACCUGAAGGAGACCAUGGACGAGAAGUCAAGAUUCCUGAGCAACAUGUCCCACGAGAUACGUACUCCUCUAAACGGCAUCACAGGAAUGGUCAAUUUCCUGAUUGACAGCAGCCUCACCGUUGAGCAAAUGGAGCAUGUGAACAUCAUUCGACAGAGCACAGAGGGUCUCCGUGGGUUGAUUAAUGACAUUCUGGACCUGUCCAAGGCCGAAGCUGGCAUGAUCCAGCUGAACAUGGACUGGCUCUAUGUCCGCGCGCUAAUCGAAGAGGUCAAUGAUUUGACUUCAGCUCUUGCUAUUGACAAGGGCUUGGAGCUGAACUACAUCGUCGAGGAAGAAGUACCGCCACAGGUCAAGGGUGACCGCUUCAGAUUACGACAGAUCCUACUGAACAUUGUUGGCAAUGCGCUCAAAUUCACACAACAAGGAGAGGUCCUAGUCCGGUGCUGCCUUCAGAAGGAUACUUGUCAUGAUCUCGACGAGAACGAAUUGUACAUCCGCUUUGAGGUUGUUGACACUGGUCGGGGCUUCACAGACCGCGAGGCCGAAUACUUGUUCAAACGGUUCAGUCAAAUUGAUGGCAGUAGCACAAAGCAGCAAGGCGGCACUGGUCUUGGGCUUGUGAUCUCGAAACAGCUUGCACAACUACACGGAGGAGACAUGGGUGCUAGAGGUGUUCCGGGCUCAGGCUCUACUUUCACAUUCUUCAUCAAGGGGGCCCUGCCCUCCCGCGAGGAUAGGCCGCCACCGCCCACUCCCGGACCGCAGGGUCUACCGCUUCCCGGCCCUGUGGCAUCUUCAGUGGCGCCAACAGCAUUGACAAAGGUGCCGUCUCUGCCAUCCUAUACCGAAACCCUUGGGAAAGCCUCUCCUAGGUUCCUCCAGGAAGUCUCAGGAUCCCCGUCGCCCUACUCGCCAGACAACGGUAAAGACUCUCCCUCGGUUUCCUCGGCCAGCUCCGAUCCUUCUGUACGUUCAGCCACUAGGACUGGUAGUGUGCGGUCGGACAGAUCGUCUGUUUCUUCGAUCAUUCCAGAUCCUUCCGUAUCGAGUACUUCUAGUCUUCCGAUGAAGCUGUCACUGCCAGAGGGUGGUCCCACAAUGGUGGCUAAGGGCCACUCCCCGGCCUCGACAGGCUCAGAGAACUCGGCGACAUCGACAGAAACAGUGCGGCCUACCUCCGCUGUAGUGCCACCUAUGUUCUCGAUACUCGUCAUAGCGCCAUGGAAGUACAGUCGCGAAGCUACUGUUAGACACAUCGACAUGACCUUGCCAAAGAACAUACCUCAUCAGAUCACUGCUCGAGAAAGCUUCGCUGACUGUCAAGAUAUGCUCGGUGGAGAAGAGCCGGUCAUCUUUACUCACAUUGUGGUCGUGCUACAAGACGUGAAUCAGAUUCUUGGUCUCAUGCGUCAAAUCUUCAGCUCGCCGACAUCAUCGACUGCCAUGGUAUUGAUCACGGAUCUGGCGCAGCGAAGGAAGAUCAUGGAGCAAGCGCCAGACUACAAUUAUGAUCAGCUUGUGAGUGACCGGAGGUUGAGAUUUGUCUUCAAGCCAUUGAAGCCAUCACGAUUCGGCCUUAUCUUCGACCCGCAGAAGGAGCGUGAGAUGAGUCUCGACCGGAAUCAAGACAGUGCACAGCAAGUCGCUGUCAACCAGAAGCAAGUUUUCGAAGAGUUGACCAAGAGGCUUGGUAAUCGAGCAAACCGUGUCCUGCUGGUCGAAGACAACCGUGUCAACCAAAUGGUUAUCCUCAAGUUCUUGGCCAAAGUAUCGAUCAAAGUGGACACCGUGAUGGACGGCGUUCAAUGCACGGACAAAGUGUUCGACAAGCCGCACGGAUACUACUCUAUCAUUCUUUGCGAUCUCCACAUGCCCAACAAAGAUGGAUACCAAUCCUGCAAGGAGAUCCGCAAGUGGGAGAGGAAGAACAAAUUCCCACAUCUACCAAUCAUAGCAUUAUCUGCAAAUGUCCUCGGCGACGUAUACCAGAAAUGCGCCGAAGCUGGAUUCAACAGCUAUCUCACUAAGCCAGUCGACUUCAAAGAGCUGAGCACAGUCCUAAUGUCUUUUAUGGAUCCCCAGGACCCAACAAAGCCGCAUGAGUUCAUGAAGCUCAAGCGCGGCCAUGUGCCAACUUCUAUGUCGUCGAGCGCAAGAUGA
Fulvia fulva is the source of this 6072-nucleotide messenger RNA. Its product is annotated as Peroxide stress-activated histidine kinase mak1. The record is from RefSeq and is a predicted model, not a curated record. Gene Ontology annotation, molecular function: protein binding; histidine phosphotransfer kinase activity; phosphorelay sensor kinase activity. Bases 1 to 6072 code for a protein of 2023 amino acids. The transcript has a single exon. Lineage: Eukaryota; Fungi; Ascomycota; Dothideomycetes; Mycosphaerellales; Mycosphaerellaceae. Gene Ontology annotation, biological process: phosphorelay signal transduction system; protein autophosphorylation.